Molecule: messenger RNA, 465 nt
Organism: Brettanomyces bruxellensis
Lineage: Eukaryota; Fungi; Ascomycota; Pichiomycetes; Pichiales; Pichiaceae
Exons: 2
Coding region: 1-465 (154 amino acids)
Biological process (GO): regulation of DNA-templated transcription; protein folding
Cellular component (GO): prefoldin complex; cytoplasm
Source: RefSeq, a predicted model, not a curated record
AUGUCAGGGGAAAAAGUAAAUUUAACGGAACUCGAACCACAACAGAUUUUGCAAUUCAAGGCACAGAUAAACAAGGAGCUUGAAAAUCUUCACAACUCCUUUAGUGCGCUAAAGGUGGCCCAGAUGAAAUAUAAGGAAUGCCACUCUGAUGUGAAAAAGGUGAAUGCCAAUCCAAAGCAGGACAUAAUGGUUCCUCUUACGGCUUCGUUAUAUGUGCCCGGAAAGAUCAAGGAUAGUGACAAUUUCCUUAUAGAUGUUGGCACUGGAUACUAUGUGGAAAAGAGUUGUGGCGAGGCGCUUGAAUUUUUUCAAGGCAGGCUAGACAAAUUGAAAGAAGACUCAUCCAAGUUGACAUCUUUGAUCAAGGAGAAAGUUCAGGUGGUGCAAAGAGUGGAUCAAGUUUUGAGACAGAAAUUGGCUGAACAGCAGAAAGUGCUUGAAAAGCAAGGCAAAAGUAAAAAAUAA